Messenger RNA from Puccinia graminis f. sp. tritici CRL 75-36-700-3, 615 nucleotides. RefSeq lists its product as uncharacterized. Lineage: Eukaryota; Fungi; Basidiomycota; Pucciniomycetes; Pucciniales; Pucciniaceae. The record is from RefSeq and is a predicted model, not a curated record. The transcript is spliced from 3 exons. Bases 1 to 615 code for a protein of 204 amino acids.
AUGUCGCAACCUCUUAACUUCAACCAGAUCAGCAAUACCAACAACAACAACAACAACAAUAACGAGCUGCCCACCACGACCAUCAACUUCGAUCAGCUCCCUAUCUCCGAUCCUGCCGCUGUCUACUCGGCUAGCUCCCUCGAGCUGGGCUUCCAUCCGAUCCACUUGCUCAAGUUUGCAUUACUCCUACUAGCCUUCCUGGUCAUACCCAUCCUCUCAACAAACAACCUAUUCCCCCGUGCACUCGGCCACGGCUCAAGGAACUCCUCGGCCAAGCACUCCCAUCGACGUCGCCGUCAGCCCCGACGCCAGCUACCGGCGAACUACCAGCCCCCGCAAUCGGUCGUCGAUGCACCCUUCAUACCCUUGCCCACCAGAAGACACUUCCGGAUCUCCCAUGUCGGAAAUCAGAGAGCAGGACGGCUGACGACCGGCUCGGUGGUCUACACGAACCACUCCUCCUCGGAAUCGGACGAGUACUGUUCCGAGGACGCCCACCAAGCCGAGCCGCUCGACCACUUCAGACUCGUCUUCGGAAAGAGACUCCGAGGCGAGGAGGAGGAGUUCAGAGCCAACCCAACUACUCACUCUCCAUUCCCAGUACAGCCAGGCUAA